AAGAGAGAGAAAGUAUGAGAUUAAAAACAAUUGGAAAAAUUAAAUAUGGCUAAUAAAAUAACAUCUGAGCAACAUAUAUAUAUUUUUUUUUCUUGCUUUUUGAAAUUUGUAACUAUUUUAUGAGGCUACAAAAAAUAUAAAACACGAAAAAAAUGAUUUUAGGACAAUUUAAAGAUGUACACUUUUUUCAUACAGCAUCACAAGGAAAUAUCUAUACUUUGGUCGAAUUACCAAUUCCUAAUGGGACAACCAAAAUAUUAGUAGCAUCAUUAAAAAGAGAGGUGUACUGUUUUGAGUUCCAGGAAUCAUCUUCUGGUUCACUUAUUCCUUCUAGUAAAGAAGUAUUAUUCACAUACAUUCCCAAUGGAGCUGAGAUUAUUUCUAUGGAUGCAUUUAACAAGUCUACAAAUAGCAUUGAAAUUGUUAUUGGAAUCACAAUAAUUAAGAAUAGUAACGAUACAGAAAGUCGCCUCGAUACCUAUUUGAAUAUUUACUCAGGAGAAGAUUCAGAUGAACUGAAUAUAGAAAAUAUAGCUCAAAGUUGUUUAAGUGUGGAACUUGGUUAUAUACCUUACAAGCUUUUGCAUACAUAUCUAGUAAUUUGGAAUGAAGAUGAAUUAGUUAGCAAAGAGGUAGUUUUCAUAAUAUCUGGUAAUGACAAUCAAGUACAUGCUUAUAAAGAAAGCUCAGAUGAUCAUAAUUACAAAGAAAUAGAAAUUCACGAAUAUUUUCCAGAAUUUACUAAAACGCCCAGUCCUGUUAUUUGGAUAGACAUUUAUUAUCACAAAAACUUUUCAGAGAGAGUCACUGCUUUUGGUUGCGAGUGUGGCUAUGUCAAAAUGUUCAAAGUAGAUGUCAAAAACAAUGUACUUGAAUAUAAUUUUUGUACAAGAUUUGGAAACUACAUUUCUAAAGUGUGUAUUGUCCCAGAUAAGAAUUCGCCCAAAAAUUGUGAUAUAAUUAAUAAAAUUCGUAGAACCGAAGGUGAUAAGGAAGAAGAGGUCAAACUUAAUUUAAUUGUUGUCAAUACUAUAUUGCCACCAGUAAUUUUCCAUGAUAUAUUGAGGUAUGGGCUCAGUAACUAUUCAACACUUCCUAAGAUGGAGAGCAUAGGUAUAAUGACAUGUUGUGAAGUUAAUGACGUUGACUUUGAUGGAGAAAAAGAAAUCAUAAUGGGUACAAAUACCCAAGAAAUUAUACUCUAUAAAAAGGAUUCAAACAAUACUUGGUGGUUGGAAGAAUUGAAACUAGUUACAGCUCCCGUUUUAGGUAUAAAAUAUGUUGAUAUGACAGGCGAUGGUGUUAGAGAUUUAGCCAUAUUAUCAAUGAACGGUGUUCAGGUUCUACAGCAUGAUCAUAAUUUUCUUCAGAAAGUGUUGAAUGAGAAAAUAGAAAUACUUACGUUGCCUGACAUCUCUGGAUUAAAGGUAGAUUGAAGCACUGAAAGAUAUACAACACCUGUUUUUAACCAAUGAAAAAAAAUUCAAAACUAUUUUUAUAUGUAUAUAAAGAAUAAAAUGUGAUUAAAUAUUUUUAUGGAAUAAAGUGGUAUAUGCAUUA
Molecule: messenger RNA, 1560 nt
Organism: Diorhabda carinulata
Lineage: Eukaryota; Metazoa; Arthropoda; Insecta; Coleoptera; Chrysomelidae
Product: KICSTOR complex protein kaptin-like
Exons: 8
Coding region: 153-1436 (427 amino acids)
Biological process (GO): actin filament organization; negative regulation of TORC1 signaling; cellular response to amino acid starvation
Cellular component (GO): actin cytoskeleton; KICSTOR complex; lamellipodium
Molecular function (GO): actin filament binding
Source: RefSeq, a predicted model, not a curated record